ACACUGGAUUAGGCAGUUCGACAUGUUAGGUGUUCUGCCACAUUUAUGUAUAGAAUCAAGCAAGCACCACUCUGCCAACCUGAAGAAAUUGUUAAGUAUAUAUUGUUAUUCACCAAGCAAUUUGUCAUGAGCUUCUGUGGUUCAUAAGUUUGUUGUGAGUUGUAAACAUGGGAUAUCAGCUUAUUUCGGACCUAUUUGUUGCUAAAUCAGUCUGCAGAAAAAUAGAUACAUAUCAUGCGUGACUCCCUUUCUGUGCUCCACCUUUGUGUGCAGAUUGCCAAACAAAAACAAACAUGCCUACCCCUCUAAAAUCUCCUCAUUUCUUCAUUGUCACAUGGUUUUGCUUCCCAUGUUACCUUGCCUAUGGAGGCCCCAUUUGAGGAACUGCCUCUGGCUAUAUGCAUAUAUAAUCAACCCACUUCAUUACCUCCUGCAUAACACAAAAAUAGAAGCAAGUGUUCUAAGACUUGAAGCCCUUCUUUUUCUACCAUCUUAAAAGCUAGAUUAACAAGAUGAUCACUGCCAAAAAGCUUAUCAAACUGGCAAGGAAAUGGCAGAGGAUGGUUUCUCUAAGGCGAAAAGCAAUCACAAUGCCAAGAAACACUGUGAUUGUGGAUGCAGAAACUUGUAGCACAUCGUACACAGCUGAGAAGGGUCACUUUGUGGUGUACUCAAUUGAUCAAAGACGCUUUGUGCUUCCUUUAGAAUAUCUUAACAAUGGUAUCGUCAAAGAACUAUUCGAUCUCGCUGAAGAAGAGUUUGGAUUGGCAAGCAAUAGUCCUCUCAUACUGCCAUGUGAUGCCUGCUUUAUGGAGUACAUAAUCGAUUUAAUUCAAAGGCGUAUGACUAAAGAUGUAGAGAAAGCAUUGCUAAUAUCCAUGGCUAGCAUUCGCUGCUCAUCAUCUAAUGAUCCUCAUCAAGCAAUUACAAGUCAAAAAUUACCAAUCUGCAGUUUCUAGAACUCAUUAUAUUCUGUUUUUGUAAUUGAUCUACAUAAGUGUACAGAGAUUUUUAAAAAGAUUUGUAAGAUUCUCUUCAUUAUGAAUCAUUUAGCGUUUAUAUACCA
Hevea brasiliensis (rubber tree) is the source of this 1066-nucleotide messenger RNA. RefSeq names its product auxin-responsive protein SAUR63-like. Bases 513 to 959 code for a protein of 148 amino acids. Gene Ontology annotation, biological process: response to auxin. Lineage: Eukaryota; Viridiplantae; Streptophyta; Magnoliopsida; Malpighiales; Euphorbiaceae. The record is from RefSeq and is a predicted model, not a curated record. The transcript has a single exon.